GCUCCCAGUCCUCUGCGAGUCGAAGGAAGUGCAAAUUAGGAAGUGCUCACCUAUUUUGGAGAGCAUAUAUUUGUCAGGGAAUGUAUCAUUGCCAUCUUCUGAAUACAAAACAGUUCCCGAUAUAUGGAAGAUGGCAGCGGAGAAGUUUGGCAGCCGCAUAGCAUUAGUGGACCCAUAUCAUAACCCUCCAACAAAUUUGAGCUACAAGCAGCUUGAGAAGGAAAUCCUGAGCUUUGCCGAAGGCCUUAGAGCUGUUGGGUUAAAACCAGAUGAAAAGAUUGCGCUUUUUGCAGAUAAUUCAUGCCGAUGGCUAGUUGCAGAUCAAGGUAUAAUGUCUACUGGCGCAAUCAAUGUGGUGAGGGGUUCGAGGUCAUCGGUUGAUGAGCUUUUGCAUAUAUACAACCAUUCUGAAAGCGUCGCCCUUGUUGUCGACAGUCCAGAAAUGUACAGCCAAAUUGCAGAAACUUUCCACACUCAUGCAGAUGUAAGAUUUGUCAUCAUCCUUUGGGGAGAAAAGUCAAGUAUCACACAUGAAGUAUUAGAUGGAUUCCCCAUGUAUAGUUAUACAAAGAUCUUAGAUUUGGGAAAUGAGAGUCAUAUGGUGUUGCUUCACUCACAAGAAGCUGGGCAUCAAUACACAUAUGAACCGAUCAAAUCCGAUGAUGUCGCUACACUUGUUUAUACUAGUGGAACUACUGGAAAUCCAAAAGGUGUUAUGCUUACACAUAACAAUCUGCUUCACCAGUGAUAGGAGCAGGUAGCAUAGAAGGAAUGACAUGACAAGUAGAUGGUUUUUGGGACACAGACAAUGGUACUUUGGUACACCAGCAUCCUCAACGGUUUCCCUUCAAGGGGAGGUUUUGAAUCUCUGGGAUCCUGUACCUGUUUUGCCCGGGGAUAGAUUCCUGAGCAUGCUUCCUCCUUGGCAUGCAUAUGAACGUGCUGCUGAAUAUUUCUUACUCUCUCUUGGAUGUGAGCUAGUAUACACUACGGUAAAAAACUUAAAGGAAGAUCUAAAACUUUAUCAGCCACAGUACGUAAUAUCAGUUCCUUUGGUAUAUGAGACAUUGUACAGUGGAGUUCUGAAGCAGAUUAAUAAAAGCAGCACUGCUCGUAAUCUCAUCGCCUUAUUAUUUUUAAAGAUCAGUUUGACGUACAAGGAAGCCAAAAGGAUAUAUGAGGGGAAAUGCUUAACACAAGAUCAAAAGCAACCUUCUUAUCUUGUUUCAGUUUUUGACUGGUUAUGCGCCAGAGCCAUUGCUGCUCUAUUGUGGCCAUUGCAUUUGGUUGCAAGGAAAUUAGUCUACAGAAAAAUUCACUCAAAUCUUACUAUGUCUAAGGCUGGAAUAAGUGGAGGUGGUAGUCUAUCCCCACACGUUGACAGGUUCUUUGAGGCAAUUGACAUGACAAUACAGAAUGGAUAUGGUUUAACAGAGUCAUCUCCUGUUGUUGCAUGUCGGCGUCCAAACUUGAAUGUAAUUGGUUCAAUCGGGCAUCCCAUCCGGUACACAGAAAUAAAAGUUGUAGAUGUUGAAACAGAUGAGGUCCUCCCUCAUGGUUCAAAAGGCAUUGUCAAAGUCAAGGGACCACAAGUCAUGAAGGGCUACUACAAGAAUUCUAUGGCUACAAAGCAAGCUAUAGAUGAGAACGGAUGGUUAAAUACAGGCGAUCUUGGUUGGAUUGUUCCUCAUCAUUCUAUAGGACGAUCCCGUAACGCCUCGGGUGUUAUUGUUCUCGAAGGUCGUGCCAAGGACACUAUAGUCCUUUCAUCAGGUGAAAACAUUGAACCAUCUGAAAUUGAAGAUGCUGCAAUGGGUAGCAAUUUAAUUCGAAAUAUUGUUGUCAUUGGCCAGGAUAAACGCCGUCUUGGAGCUAUUGUUGUACCACAUAAGGAAGAGGUCCUUUCUGCUGCAAAAAAAUUGUCUGUUGUGGAUGCUGAUGCCACUCAAGUUAGCAAGGAAAAAACAGCUAGCCUACUACAUGACGAACUAGUUAAAUGGACGGCAGCUUGCAUGUUUAAAGUUGGUCCUCUCCUUGUGAUUGAUGAGCCUUUUACGGUUGAUAAUGGUUUGUUGACUCCAACAAUGAAAGUUAAGAGAGACAAAGUAACAGAUCUGUAUAAAGAACAAAUAGACAAUCUAUAUAAUUGACUUUCCCCAAACGUAUUUCCAAGUGUUCUUCCUCCAAAAACAGAGAAUGAUGUAAUGUUGUUUUCAGUACUAGAAAAUUUACUCUUUUUUAGUCAGAUGUAAUAAUUAAACUUUUUUUAGUUGUAUAGGCAUUUAACGAUUCUAGGUACCUAUUAGGGAGUUGACUACACAUAACACACAUAAACCAUUGAGGAGCACUGGUGGUAGGUGUAGAGAAGGGGUUGGACACUUGGACACAGUCCUACCAGUGGACUGCCGGUUCUGCUCCUCCAUUUGAUAUGAUUAGAUCAGAACCUUAAAUAGCAUGCUCCUGAUCUUAGCCAUUGGGACUAGUAGUCAUAAUAUAUCCUAACACCUUGUUCUAGUUCUCCGUUUGACAAAACCAGACUAGGACCUUAUGUAACAUUAUUACUGGGUUUGAUCCAAUCACGAUUGAUCAAAGCUGGAACUUUUUGAAUCAGCUUUUGUUCCUGAACAUCAAUUAUUCGUAUUUGUUUUCUGCCUUGUU
Molecule: messenger RNA, 2658 nt
Organism: Cuscuta europaea
Lineage: Eukaryota; Viridiplantae; Streptophyta; Magnoliopsida; Solanales; Convolvulaceae
Source: the annotation of a GenBank genome assembly